Messenger RNA from Astrephomene gubernaculifera, 3242 nucleotides. Lineage: Eukaryota; Viridiplantae; Chlorophyta; Chlorophyceae; Chlamydomonadales; Astrephomenaceae. The record is from the annotation of a GenBank genome assembly.
CACAAUAGGAUAGGACCACCAUAGGACCAGCCCUUAUACGCGAAGCUGUUGUGCUGCUACCAAAGAAGUAAUACGACCGCUAUUACAGUAAUGCGGCGGAACCAAAGCAGUGGUAGCUCGCAACAACCACCCGGAGAUCCGCCGCAAACUUCUUCUCUUCUUCACGAAGCCACAGGGACAGUUGGAAUGGAGCUUAGCAGCUCUGCUCCAGUCGAUGAAGGUCGCGUCACUGUGCGUAUGGAGAAUGCUGCUUCAACAGGCGGCGCAGGGUUGGAAUUUCCUUGGCAGGAGGAAAGGGACCAAGGCAGCAUGCAGGGGACGAUAACCCGGAUGUGGGAGCGCUCCAAGUCAAGCUACAAGCUGAAGGUGGAGACGUACACGUGGCUGGACUGGUUAGCGUUGUUCUUGCCUUGCGUGCGCUGGCUACGCACGUAUAAGAUUAAAGAAUAUUUAUGGGCGGAUUUCGUGGCGGGCAUCUCAGUGGGCUUCAUGGUGGUGCCGCAAAGUAUGUCGUACGCCAACCUCGCGGGAUUGCCCUCGGUGAUCGGCCUGUACGGCGCUUUCCUGCCGGUGCUGGCGUACGCGUUGGUUGGCAGCUCGCGACAGUUGGCGGUUGGGCCGGUGGCGGUUACGUCGCUGCUGAUUGGGAGCAGCCUGAAGGACCUGGUGGAGGGGGCUGACACCAUCAGCAAUCCCAACGUGCUGACGGCGGCUCAGGAGCCCAUCCAGGAGCGGUACAACCACCUGGCCAUCCAGUUGUCGCUGCUCGUCGCUGUGCUGUACACCUCCGUCGGCGUCUUCCGUCUCGGCUUCGUGACCAACUUCCUCAGCCAUUCGGUUAUUGGGGGCUUCACAUCAGGAGCCGCCAUCACCAUCGGCCUGUCACAGAUCAAGUACAUCCUGGGGUUCAGCAUUCCGCGCAAGGACCGGCUACACGACCAGGUCAAGAACUACAUUGACAACAUGCACAACCUCAAGUGGCAGGAGUUUAUCAUGGGCAGCACCUUCCUCAUCCUGCUGGUCACCAUGAAGGAGAUCGGCAAGCGCAGCAAGCGCUUCCGCUGGUUGCGGCCGCUGGGCCCCAUCACGGUCUGCAUCAUCGCACUGUGCGCCGUCUACAUCGGCCACGUGGACCAGAAGGGCAUCAAGGUCAUCGGGUCCAUCCAGAAGGGCCUGCCCGCGCCCACUGUGGGCUGGUGGUCGCCCAUGCCGGACUUCUUGGACCUCCUGCCCAUCGCUGUGGUGGUUAUGUUGGUGGACCUGCUGGAGUCGACCUCCAUUGCGCGCGCCCUGGCCAACAAGAACAAGUAUGACCUCGUUCCAAACCAGGAGAUUGUGGGCCUGGGCCUGGCGAACUUUGUAGGCUCCGCUUUCCACUGCUACAGCACGACGGGCUCCUUUUCCCGCUCAGCUGUCAACAACGAGUCGGGCGCCAAGACGGGUCUGUCCGGUAUAGUGACGGCCCUUGUGGUGGGGUUCGUGCUGCUGUUCAUGACGCCGGUGUUUGAGAAGCUGCCGUACUGCACGCUGGGCGCGAUUGUGUGCAGCAGCGUCACCGGGCUGCUGGAGUACGAGCAGGCGAUCUACCUGUUCAAGGUCAAUAAGCUCGACUUCAUCGUGUGGAUGGCUUCCUUCCUGGGAACCCUCUUCAUCUCCAUCGAGAUCGGUCUGGGCAUCGCCAUCGGCCUGGCCAUGCUGAUUGUCAUCUACGAGUCCGCCUUCCCCCACACGGCGCUGCUGGGCCGCAUCCCCGGCUCCGGCGUCUACCGAAACAUUAAGCAGUACCCCAACUCCCAGCUGGUGCCGGGCGUCAUGGUCUGCCGUAUCGACGCGCCCAUCUACUUCGCCAAUGUGCAGUGGAUCAAGGACCGCCUGCGUGCGUACGAGGCGCGGCAUCGCGCUUGGAGUGCAGAGCGCGGCGCCAAGCUGGAGUUUGCCAUCAUGGACAUGUCGCCCGUGACCCACAUCGACGCCACCGGCAUUCACGCGCUGGAGGGCUGGAUCGAGCACUUUGCGAACGGGGGCACGCAGCUGGUGCUGUGCAACCCCAGCGCCAAGGUGAUCAAGGCGUUGGAGACGGCGGGCGUGCCGGACAUGCUGGGGCGAGACUGGAUCUUCGUCACGGUUGGGGAUGCGGUGUCGUUCUGCUCGCGACAGCUAGCGGAGCGGGGCAAGGCGCCGGUGCCGGAGGCGCUUGCAGAGCCACCGUCGUCGUCCGAGGACCUGUAGUCAGCCGCGUGCGGUCGGGGUAGGCGAUCUGUGCGGAUGUCCAUGUUGGGGUUGUUGGAAGCGGAAAGACGGAAUGUGAGGAAAGAAGCUGUGAUGGCUGGGGUCACGAUGACAGGAAGAGCAGCGUCGGAUGCCAGAGGAUGUAGCUGAUCCUGAUUAGGGCGGUAGGCUCAUGGCGGAGUUGGGGCGGUAACUAUUACCUUAAGCUUGCAAUUCAUCUAUGGUGCCCAUGUAGGUACCUCACCUUGGUAAGUACUUUCCACUGUGGCGGUCGGUUGGGAAAACCAGACGCCGUAGGGAGGGGUAGCGGGUUUGGGGCGGAGCGUGUGACCGCAGGAGGAGGGUCCGGGCAGCAAGCCGUGCAGUUCGGUACAUAUACGGGGCGGAGUUUCCUUAGUUCCUUAGCACGGGGCGGUGGUAACGCCUCCUAGCGGUGAUAAGAUGAGUGCUGGCGCGCAGGCCUUAAGUACGACUGGAAACACGUUGCAAGCGGAGGUCAGGGUCGAUCAGGAUUGUACUAAAGAGCCAUGCCUCCCAACUUGCUGUUGGCGUAAGAUAAUGGUAGGACUUUUGUGUCAUCUAACAUUUUGGCUAGGCUUGUUAGGAUGCCAAUGGGAAGGUUCAUUCGGUGCUGGGCCAUUGACCCGCGCCUUCUUGCUUGGACAGUUAGGAUUGGGUUACAGUAGCGUUGGUUUAGUGGGGUUGGUCAGUCCUCCCGCCUUUUCCUAGGGUUCAAGACUCCGGAGGCGCCUAUGGGGGAUGAAGCUGUAUCGGAUUGGCGUACUUGUCCAUGCCUUUUACGCUCGUAUAUGUUAAACUGCUUAGGUAGUCAGGAAGUGCUCUGGGCGGUAUAGGGUUGCCAACGCCUUCCUAUUUGGGGGAAUGUGUGUCAACGCAGUAAAUGCGCGUAAUGAGAAAUAAAUGACAAGGCAGACGAUGACUGUAAGUUAGAAUACUACCCCAUCCUCGUAGCCAUUGUCCAUACCCCGACGAUCCCUUUAAGACGAGCCUGG